CUUCCCACGGCGGUCGCUGAAACAAAGCAGAACGUAAAGGCCUGUCAGUAUGUCCAUCAAGUCCAUUUAAAAAGUUGCAAAGGAGUCAUGGAAGUGACGGCUUUUAUUCCCUCACGACAUCAACGAUGCUGGUCUCGACUUCCCUUCUCUUGAAGACAGGAAGAUAGAGAGAGAUGGAUCCUUGCCCUUUUGUUAGGCUCAUCGUUGAGUCCCUCGCUCUAAAGCUUCCGACGGUGUCCAAGCCGGCUGGACCGGGCGUCCACCCCUCCACCACCCCCUGCUUCUGUACUUUCCAACUCGAAGACCACGCCUCCUCUACCCAAACUGCUCCUCUUCCCAUCGCCACCCCCUCCUCCUCCGAUCCGUCACCACCCGCAUCCCUGACGGAGACCGCCUCCGCCAUCUCCGCAAACCCGGUCGUCUUCAGCCUCGACCCGGCCGCUCUCCAGAAGCUCUCCGGCAAGCCGGCGAGCCUCGUCGUCUCGGUCUACGCGGGCCGGACCGGGAGCACCUGCGGGUUCAGCGCGGGGCGGUUGCUGGGCCGGGUGCGGGUCGAGCUGAGCCUGGAGGCGGCGCCGGCAAGGGCGAUGGUGAUGCAAAGCGGGUGGGUGAGCGUGGGGCGCGGCUGCCGGUCCGCGGCCCGGCUACACCUGGUUGUCCGGUCCGAGCCGGACCCCCGGUUCGUGUUCCAGUUCGGCGGCGAGCCGGAGUGCAGCCCAGUGGUGUACCAGAUCCAGGAAAACGGUGGCGGUCAUAGUGGGUGCCUUCGGCAGCCAGUUUUCAGCUGCCGCUUCUCUGCCGACCGCCGUCGGAACACCAGAUCCAGAUCACUGCCAUCCAAUUCCUCCAACAACAGCAUCAUCAAAGGCUGGUUUGGUUGUUUGGGGAGCGAAAGAAACCAUAGACGGCGGGAUAAGCGCAAGGGAUGGACGGUCACGAUCCACGAUCUCUCGGGCUCGCCAGUGGCCGCCGCGUCCAUGAUCACCCCCUUCGUCCCCUCCCCCGGCUCGGACCGGGUCUCCCGGUCCAACCCGGGCGCGUGGCUCAUCCUCCGGGCCACUGGCUUCUCCGGUUCGACCGCCAACUGGAAGCCGUGGGGCCGGCUCGAGGCCUGGCGAGAGCGGGGCCCAGUCAACACCUUGGGCUAUAGGUUCGAGCUCGUCACUGACUCCGGGCCCACCGACCGGGUCCCAAUCGCCGAGUCCUCGUUGAGCGUCCGAAAAGGUGGGCAGUUUUCCAUCGAUCCCAGCGUCGCCGGUGACGUCGUGUCGAGAUCGGAGCCGUUCGUUGGGGGAUUCGUGAUGGGGUCCACCGUAAAUGGGGAAGGAAAGGUCAGCAAGCCAACGGUUCAAGUGGGGUUGCACCAUGUUUCAUGUAUGGCUGAUGUUGCACUAUUUAUAGCGCUAGCAGCAGCCGUUGAUCUCAGCAUGGACGCUUGUCAGUUGUUCGCUAAGAAGCUAAGAAGGGAGCUGUGCCAGGACCAACAGGAGUAUAGCCUUUAAUUAUAUCAUCCAUUGCUCUUGUGAGGUGAUAACUAAUGGCUUCUCAUAAAGUCUUGGUCUGAUCAGAAGGGAGGGAUGGGCUACUUAUAUUCUUUUAUUGUUUUGUUGAUUAUUUUUCUCUUUUGGUUUUGUGGUUCCUCUUAUAUUUGAUCAGUGAGGCUGCCUUGAUGAAUGUUUGUGAGCUGGGUGGAUAUUUGCGAUUUUGUGGCUUUUGAUGGUUUUUUCUCCUCUAAAUCUUGGAUUGGAGAGUGCUGGAAAUGUUAAUGGGCAGAACAUUGCGGGAUUUUGUUUAUGUCGAUACACCGAUCUAGAUAUAGAUUCCAUCUUAUAAUUUAA
Molecule: messenger RNA, 1838 nt
Organism: Phoenix dactylifera (date palm)
Lineage: Eukaryota; Viridiplantae; Streptophyta; Magnoliopsida; Arecales; Arecaceae
Source: RefSeq, a predicted model, not a curated record